Molecule: messenger RNA, 10044 nt
Organism: Anopheles coustani
Lineage: Eukaryota; Metazoa; Arthropoda; Insecta; Diptera; Culicidae
Gene: Gug
Product: trithorax group protein osa
Exons: 17
Coding region: 1733-9184 (2483 amino acids)
Cellular component (GO): nucleus
Molecular function (GO): transcription corepressor activity
Source: RefSeq, a predicted model, not a curated record
UCUCCCGUUUCUCUGCGAGCGGCGGACAUAUUUUUCAAAAUGGCCAACUUUUGCGGAUACCGUCGUCGGAGGCAGAACGGCGCUCGUUGCGUGAAGUGUAGAGUGAGUGAAGAUUUGUCCUGAAAAACCGCGGCGUACCGGCCACACAGCGGGGCCCCGGGUUUUCUCGUUCGUGUGAAAAACGAAAAAACACGGUCCUACGACUCGCAACGAGGUGCGCUGUGAUUAAGUGUAGUUUUGUGAACGCAUGUGUGUGUUGAGUGUGCUCUUGUGUAGGUUUGCCGUGUGUGACAAAGGUGCAAAUGCCAAGAAAUUCAUUCAGAAAAGUAAGUGUGCGACCAUCAAAUUCUGCUGAAAAGUGCUCUGAAAAACGAAUGUCUUAUCCAAACGAAACCAUUAAUUAUUGGAUCAUAGUUGAGAAGAAAGAAGCGGCACAUUUGGUUGAAAGUGAAGUGGAUUAAAGUGAUGAAUGAAAAAAAGAAGAUAAAUUAAUUAAAAAGCAGUGGGAAUCAAGUGAAAAAAGGGAUUCAUUCGUGUUGAUUAUUCUGUCAUCGUGUGUUUAUUGCAUUUUAAAGUUGUCAUCACACUACGUACGUUCGUGUGUGCGCGUUUAUACCAGUUCUCUUCGCAUGCUCGAUCGACAUCCCUCCGUAUAAACGAAAAGAUCUUUUUCGGAUGUGAACGUGUUGGUAGAAAGGUUAGAGUUUCCAUGGUGAUUAGUGCACUCCUAGCUACAGUAUAUUUUCCUCUAUCGUGUUAACGUGAAACGAUAAAUUGUGAGUGAGUGAUCCCGGAUGUAUGGUACAAAUUGUUCUCCAAGCUAAAACGGGCAGAAAGUGAAACCAAUUACAACAGACAUGACCGCGUCGGCGGUGGAAGAAUAGACGGCAGGAGCGAAGCCGAAAUAUUCUACGAGUCGACGACGGGAACAACGUCUCGCAACAACAACCAUGAUGGACUCCAAUGCGCUGUCGGAUUAGGGGCGGGUGCGGGAAAACCGAGAAGCAGGAGGUGGGCCACUUGCUAAAUCAUCGUUCGGAUAACGGCUAAGACGGACCCCUCCGCUCAACAAUAGCCUGGCCCCGGGAGCACAACAACAACCCUCUGCUUGUGGUGGCGUAGUGUAACGCGGCUCCGUUCGUUUGCUCGAGCACGUCGGCGGUCAAAUGCAAACCAAUGGGUGGCAGAGCCUGGAACAUCGCGUGCACAUUAAGCAGCUUCCCGGUGGUGGUGGAGCACCGUCUGCAGCCGGAUUGUGGCGUUGCCUUCUGCAGGACACAGCAGGACCAAGGGCGGCUGCGGCAGAAACCGAAGCAGUAGGUGCAACGAGCUGUUGGAACGCCAAAGCAGAGUUUGAAUUUUGAAGAGUAACAACAGAAAAAAGGAGGAGUAAAGGACCGGAAACCACUUCCCCGCGAAACGGAAGGAACGUAACGAACCUCGAAUCGUCGGCAUUCUCGGCAACGCGGCGACAGUACUCGUUCCGGCGAUCCACUUCCGGAUUCCGCUUUCCGUAACGUACUCUGGAAGCGGUGCAUUUUCCACCGGAGGGAAAGAACGCUAUCGUCCCCAACGACAACGACACCGACGGGCGUUCCUCCAAGGCCGUACGUCGUCGUCGUCGUGUCCGGCAUCGGAAGAAGGAGCCCCCGACCGCUUGCCGCCCCCGCCAACGUCGUCGUGCCGUGCGUGUUCAUCCGCUUCAUCGCUGCCGUCGUCAUUGCGGGGUAAUAUGGCCACACCGCCAACCGAAGGAGAAAUCAGAGUGGGUCCCGGCCAUCAGGCAACAUUACCAGACUAUCAACCAAUCGAGAACUACCGCUCCGAGGACGAUGAAGAUCGCGACCUAGAGGAUCCGAGAUGGACACCCGGCCUGUACAUUGAUAAUGAUCUGUUGAUGUACCUGACCGCCGCUCGUUCGAUAUCCGCCUUUCAGGGUAUGUGCGAGGAAGAUGGUUGUAUGGCAGCUAGUCGCGACGAUACAACUAUAAACGCGUUUGAUGUUCUACACGACUCGGGAUACGACGCCGGUAAAGCACUAGAGGCACUACUGAAGUGUCCCGUCACCAAGGGAAUCGAGAAGAAGUGGACCGAGGAGGAAACGAAACGCUUCAUCAAGGGUUUGCGUCAGUUUGGGAAGAAUUUUUUUCGUAUACACAAAGACCUUUUACCACAUCGGCCAACGCCGGAACUGGUAGAGUUUUACUAUCUGUGGAAGAAGACACCGGGUGCCAAUCAAAACCGGCCCCACCGGCGACGACGGGCGAGCUCGCUGAGACGGCGCAACACGCGGACGAACAGUAAUGCGAGCAGCAGCGGCACGCCACCGAACAGUAGCAGCGGAAGCAGCAGCAGCAACAAUAGCGGCAGCAACAACAGCAAGAAGGAACAGACCCCCGAGCGCACCGUGACGGACUCGUCGUCGUCCCGACCGUCGCCGAUCGGCAAGGAGGAGAACAGCUCCGUCACCGAGGACGACGUGAGCGAGUGCGACAGCGACUCGAGCGCCAACAAGGCGUCCGCGGCUGCAGCGGCAGCGGCAGCGGUAGCCACCAGCAGCGGCAGCAGCAGCAGCAGUAGUAGCAGUAGCAACGGAAGUAACAGCAGCAGCAGCAGUAGCAGCAGCAGCAGUAGUAGCAGCAGUAGCAGUAGCAGCAGCAGUAGCAGCAGUUGCAGCAGCAAUAGCAACAGCAACAGCAACAGCAGCAACAGUAGUAGUAACGGGAGUAACGGCGGCGUCGGCGGUUCCGUCGGCGUCGGAGACUUUACGACGACGGCCAGCAGCGGCGGCGUUGGCGGGGGCAGCAGCGUCGGCAGUCACGUCGGUGGCGGUGGAAGUACGGUCACCGGCGAGGAAUCUCCGUCGAGGAUGCGGACCCGCCAAAAGCCAACUAAGGAAUCGAAUGCGACGAACGCGAAGCGACCUAAGCGUGGCGGUACGGAAACACCAGAGCAGCAGUCGGCGGCCACCAAUAGUAGCGGUAGUGGGGGCAACACCACAAAUACGGCCGGUGUUGGCAGUGGUACUUCUGCAGCGGCGGCUGGUGGUGGAAGUGGAACAGGAGGCGGCAGUAGCAGUGGUGGCAACCAGGAUAGUCCAAAGACACCGAACAAAGCAAGCAGCAGUAAUGCCAGUUCCUCUAGCACUUCCCAAGGCGCCCCCGAUGGUGGUAAACAUUCGACUUCGGGUAAGGUCAAGGGAUCAUCCUCCGGUGGGGGAUCGUCAUCGUCAGCGGCAGCAUCAUCAUCGGGCAAAGCGGAGACGACGACUCCCAGUAAGGGCAAGAAGCGUGCAAACGAACUCGAACAGGACGGGAACGACGACGGAGCGAAGGAUGGACAGAAACGCAAGCGAUCCGACAGCCCGGCGGAAAGCAUCACAACCGACAGUCGGCCCGGCUCGGUGUUGGAUGAGGCCGAAUCGAACAGUGAAGCCGCCACGGAAGCCAGUGGUACGGCCGGACGCACUCCGACGCCUGUACAUGGAACGACCAAUAAUGCGACCGGCGGUAACACUUCCGGAGCCGCCACGGAUACGACUGGCGGAACCAACGCGAACAAGGAUGACGAGAAAGAUCCCCUCUCGCUGGGACCUCCAGCAGCGGAACCGAUGGUUACCGAGUCGAACGAAAACAGUAGUAGCAGUAAUGCGACCUCCUCAACGGCCACUACCAAAUCUUCGUCCGGUGGCUCGUCGGAAGAUAAGGACGAUGAUUCCAAUGCGGGUGCGACCGGCGCUGUCAUUGCAUCGGCGGUAGCGACGGUUCCAACGGCAGCCGAUACUGCCAAGCUGCCCGAAACGGAAGACAUUACGCCACCCUCGACGGCUGCACCGACACCGGUAGCAACACCCGGGUCUCAACCGGCAUCCACUGGCACGUCUGGAACUCCGACAGUGGAAGGUUCCGAACAGCAACAGCAAACACCUUCGACCGACGAUCCAGCCAACGGUGCUGCGGAUAGCAAACCACCCUGUCUAACGACCUCCAACGAGCAGGAGAUGGCGUCCAAAUUGGCCAACCUGAAGCAGGAAGCGUCGGCAACGACUGGUAGUGCAGCGCCACCAUCCGCUUCUACCGGAGCUUCAGCGGAGUUCAACUCGAAAGAUGUGUUUAUCAAAAAGGAACCGGGUGAUGAGUCGUCCGCCGGUACCGGAGCGCCCGGUGACCAGCAGUCGUCCAGUGGUGGAGCGAACGCGUCGGCACCAGGUGCUGCUGCUGCAUCCACGACAACUUCAUCCUCCAGUGAGCCGCAGGAUUUGAAGCUUAAGAUUGAGGUUAAAUCCGAAGCCAAACUUAUGCCUGGUGGUGGUGGUGGUUCGGAGUCUUCAUCGGUCACUCACGGUGGAAAUGGACCGCCACCUGGGGAGAUGAAGUACGAUCCGGAAAAUCUCGUCAUGAAACCGUCGCCCUACGAUAACCACAUAAAAUACGGCCAUCCGGGCGACGAAGGUAUGAAGUACGGCGGAGGAGAACACAAGUACGGCCCUCCUCCGCCGCAUCCUCACAGCCAGCAUCAACCUCCGGGAGGAGGACCUCCGGGCGAUCCGCAGGGUAUGAAGUAUGGCAAUUCGUCGCAGGACGAACCGCUCGAGUACGAUAUGAAGCGUUACCCAGCGCACGGCGGACCUCCUGGAGGAGGACCUCCAGGGCAGCCGUCGGAUGGUUCCGGGCCGUUACCCCUAAAGCUCGGCGGAGAACCUCCGUCCGGACCGGCGGGUGCAGGAGGUCCACCACCACCUGGCCACCUAAAACUGUCCCAGUAUCCACAGGAUCUGACGGGGUUAAACUUAAAGUAUCCGCCGCAGGAUGAGCGCUCUAAGUUUGCGCCUUCGCCCGCAUCGGACAGUGGCAGUGGAAGUGGAGUAACGCUUCCACCGGUCGGACCGCUUCCGCUCAUUCCGAAGAGUCACUAUCCGGAUGCGGCGCAACUUAGUAUGCUGCGGCAACACUACGAGCAACAGUUCAAGUACGACCCGAUGGCCGCGGUGAAGUACGGUCCUCCGGGAAUGCCACCGUUCGGUCCCGGCCCACCCGGUCUCCCAGGGCACCAUCAUCCGCAGCACCACCCGUUGGCCGGCUCACUCCCAGGGCAGCCACAGUCACAGCCACAAGAUCUGAAGUACCUUCCACCGGAGGCGGGUCUGGGUCCGCUCAAGUAUCCACCCUCUUCGAUGGCCAGCGACACUCCGACGCCUCCGGGCAGCGGUGGUCCGCUGCUGAAGAACAGCUUCUCGGCGGACAAUCUAAUCAAGAGCUCCAGCUCCAGCUCGAGCGGCAACGAUUCCAACCCGCUCGACGUAUCGGUUUCAUCACGGUUGACCGUCACGCCGAACCAGGACAGCCAAGGGAGCAACAGCAGCUCACAACCGACGGCCCUCCAUGGCGGCGGCGGUGGCAGUGGAAGCAGUAUCGCUUCGCCACAAUCCGGUGGCCCACCACCGGCGUUACCACCUCACAGUGCCGCAUCAUACCCCCCGGGACCUCACGGCGGUCCACCACCUCCGGGUGGUCACCCAGGUAUCGUCAAUCCGGGCCUGAUGCCAUCGAUGCAUCACGGACCCAACUCGUCGCCCGUACCACCGACGUCCCAAGCGGGUCUCGGUGGUCCUCUCGGUGGACACCCGCUCGGUGGACCACCACUGGCCCAUCCCGGAUCGGGUGCCGCCCCACCGCCACAGCUGUUACCAACCCCGCCCGGCGGAAGCCCGUACCAUCGGGGUCCUCCGCUACCGCCCACAUCUCUACCGAACUCGUCCGCUUCCUCGGUAUCGAUGGCGCCUUCCUCGAGCUCGGUGCUCACGUCGACGACGGCAUCCACCUCCUCUUCCGCGAAUUCCCACUCGCCCGCCCCGAUGCGCCUCUCGUCGUCGUCCGAAAACAAUGGUGGCCCACCGUUGCCGAUGUCGCACCAUCACCAUCAUCACCAUCAUCAUCGACCGGAUCGUGGUGGCGAUCAGCGUGACCAGCCACCACCUUCACGACCCGGUGCAAAUGAUCUACCACCGACCCGUGCUUCCCCUAUCAACUCGCUGCUACAGGGUGUACCACCUCCGCACGGAAUCCUCUCGCAUCCACUUCCGCUGCACUUGGGUCACCCGGGCAUGCAGCUUCCACCGCAUCAUCCGGCACACCUUGCCGGUCCCCUGGUGGGACACGCCGGAUUACUACCUCCUUCGCUAGCGGGACACGGUGCGGCUAUUCCGCUCCUCGGUGGACCAACUCCGUCCGCGCUCGGUAGCUUGAUGGAGGUUGCGGGCGCUGGCCGACGUUCGCCCUCGAAUCCCCCGCCCGGCAGUCUGUCGGCUAGCGGGACACCACAUCCUCAUCUUCCACCCACCUCCAUGCACCAAUCGGUGAGCGCACUGGCCCAGUCGCCCUCUACUCCGACCGGUGGCCCACCUUCUGGAUCGUCAUCCGGACUGAGCCGUGCAAGCCCCAGCGUACCACCGGGCGGACCAGGAACUCCCGGCGGUGGGUACCCGGGACCGGGCCAUCAUCAUCGUUCCAGUUCUCCUGCGAACUCGACUAGCUCGGUCCUAUCGCGUGCCAGCCCAAUGCACCUCGGACACCAUCCGUCGACGCCGGGUGGCAGCGGUGGUGGUGGUGCAGGUUCAUCGUCAUCGGCCGCCGCAGCAGCAGCGGCAGCGGCCGAACGUGACCGACAGAUGAUGCGCCAACAGAGCCCACACAUGACACCACCGCCGCCGACUUCGUCCGCACCGUCGACGUCCUCGCUGAUCUCGAGCCCACUGAGCAAGAUGUACGGUGGACCGUCCGGGCAGCGGUCGCCUCCGCCCUCCCAUCCGUUCCGACCCGGCGCAUCGCCUCCGGUCAUACGACACCCCCAGAUGCCUCUACCUCUACCGAUGACGGGCCCGAUCGCGGGCAUUCCCGGCUCGGUGAUGCACCCCUCACAGCCCUAUCCACUGAUGCACCCGUCACUGUUCAACCCGCAUCACCACAACCCAUUCUACGCACCCUACCCGUACGGUCCGGCCUAUGGUCCGGGCUUUUCCUACAUGAAACCGGGUGGAUCCCCGCUCGACAACCCGAUGCUGCACGGCCAUCCGACGGCGAUUCCACCGCCCCGGCCGGAAGACGCACCGGGUCCGGGAGGUCCCGGCGGUGGUAUCCAUGGGAACGCGGGUGAAAAGAGCAAAUCCUCCUCCGGUGGCAAGUCACAGCAACCGCAAACGUCGUCCUCGUCCACCUCGUCGGUGUCGUCGCUAUCCGGAUCGGGCGAUCGCUCGAAGCAAUCCGGAUCCGGCUCGUCGUCCAGUGGUGGCGGUAGUAGUGGGCACUCGAACGCCUCGAACCAAAGCAGCUCCAGCGGAGGCGGAGGACCUCCGGGAGGUCCGGGCAGUGGUGGACCAUCGCCUGGCAGUGGAGCGGCGGGUCCUGGUGGAAUGGUGGGUAUGCCCGGUGGACCUCCACCGGGAGGUCAUCCCCUCAGCGGUAGUCCGUUCCAUCCAGCCGGGCCACCGCAUCAUCACUCCCCUUACGGACCUCCGCAACCGCACAAUCCGUUCAUCGAAAAUCAGCUGCCACCGGUCGGUGGAAAACCCACCAGCCAUAUGGAUGCGCUGCGAGCUCACGCGCAUGCCGCGGCCGGUGGAGGCCUUGGGCCACCACCUGGUCAUCAUCCGCAUCACCAUCCCGGGCACGGACCACCGCCGCCACCUGGCGGACACCAUCCGGCGCAUCCGAACGAGCCGGUUCACAUCGAAACGCUCGAUAUCGAUCCGGAUCCGGAGCCACCGUCCCCUGUCCAUGACAUGAACCGUGGUCCGAGCCCCGAAGCCAAACCCGACGACACCGAAUGCCACCGAUCACAAUCGGCUAUCUUUGUGCGACGUUGCGAUCGAGGUGACUACAACUCAUGCACCCGUACGGAUCUCGAGUUCAAACCGACCCCCGACUCCAAGCUGGCCCGUAAGCGUGAAGAACGCGAUCGCAAGCUGGCGGAAAAGGAACGGGAGCGGAAGGCUCAGCAAGCGGCCCAAGCCCAGCACCAGCACCAGCAGCAGCAACACCAGCAACAACAGCAGCAGCAACACCAGCAGCAACAGCAGCAGUCGCACAAUCCUUCGAUGCAUCCACACCAACCCCCGCCAUCCCAUCCACACCAUCCGCAGCAUCCGAGCGUUACGGCGCACCAGCAUGCCGUUGCCGCGGCGCACGCACAUCAAGCUGCCGUUGCGGUGGCCGCUGCUCAGCAGCAUCACCACCAGCAGCAACAGGCUGCCGCAGCACACCAAGCGGCCGCUGCUCAGCAGCAACAACAGGCCCAGCAACAGGCGCAACAGCAAGCACAGCAACAACAGCAGCAGCAGCAGCAGCAACAACAGCAGCAACAGGGUGGCAAACCGGGCAGUGCCGGUCCUGGUGGUUCCGGGCCAGGUGGUGCUGGUGGUCCACCGGGUCCACCACCACCCGGUCAUCAUCCGGGCCAUCCGUCGCCCGGACAGCAGUCAAUGAAGCCAGACAUCAAGCCGUACCCGGACACGCCCGCCCUACGUCAACUGUCCGAGUACGCGAGGCCUCAUGUUGGCUUCAGUCCCGUGGAGACGAUGGUCCCGCCACCAUACCAUCCACUGUACAAUAGAGAAAGGGACAUCUUUUUUAGGGAAUUUGAGGACCUUAAGAACGCACAGCAGGGCAUGGGCCCGUCUCGAUUGGACCAGCACUGGAUGGAGUACUACCGGAUGAGAGGGAUGCAUCCAUCGCAGUUUCCUGCACUGUACGGAAAUCCGGCUGCUCUGGCCCAGUUAGAACGAGAACGAAUAGGCUUGCCACCGCAUCCUGUCGGGCUGGAUCCAUCCGAUCCGAUGUUGCGCUUGGCUGGCGAAUAUCACGCACACUCCCAUACGCACUUGCACUUGCAUUCGCAACAGCAGCAAGACUCGGCGGCAGCGGCGGCGGCGGCAGCGGCAGCGGCGGCAGCAGGUUUUCAACUACCACCCAACGUACCACCCUAUCCGCGUCCGAAUGUGUUAAUGCCCAGGGAUCCCCAUUCGGAGGUGCUUUUGCGUAUGUCCUAUGAUCCAUUACAGGCCGCUGAAUUCCAACGACAAAAUGCAUUAGACCGGGCCCAUUCGCUGCACGAGCAGUACCUGAGGCAACACGAACGCGAGAUGAAAGUGCGAGCGCUUGAAGAGGCAGCCCGAGGCGGAAAACAUUAGAGAUACACCAUACGUUAGCAAAACACACAAAAAUUAGUCACGCAAAAGGAAAAUCCUUGGAGGUGUUUGAAUAAUUCAACACACGUGUUCUAAAACAAAAAACGAAAAGAAAAACUAGCUAUAUGCAACUCUAUCCACCAACGAUCCUUCCUAAUAGUUUCUUCCCCUAUUUGACCAAAAAGAAAUAUUUGACAAACAAAAUGAAUUUGAAAGCAACACAAAAACGAAUUCACACACACUCGCUUGAGGUACACACAUUAGAAGGAGAAGAAGGAAAACGAGAGCGUAAGCGAGGUGUGAAUCAACCAACCGAAUAGACACAAAUGGUGACAUUGGCAUCACCAUAAGCAAAGAUGAGCAACGUCGACAACUUUCACGAUUAGAGUAGAUAUAAUUUAGUCGUUUUUUCUUUCUCUCUUUAAUUGUAGUAGUUCGGACUUCGUUAGUGUUAAGCUAGCAAACCUAAUACGUUCCGCCGCGCGCAAGGAGCUCUAGUUCUUUUAACAAGACUGUACAUAGUUUUUGUUUUUUGUGCCCUAGCCUCUCUCUAGGUCAUGUUCGGUUUAAAGUAAACUGAUGCGUCUACUUUUUUAUCAAUUAAAAUGUUGCGUAUGCAUUUGCUUUGUCUCUCUGUCUCUCCAUCUCUCUUUUUCUCUCUCUCUCUCUGAUUGCGCUUAGUGUUGAGUACAUGAUCGGUUUGGUUAAGGAAGGAAGUUUUUCACUCUUAAGUUGAGUUGUUCUGCCUGCCAUUCUCCAAGAACAAAGACACAUCACAUGUAGUGUCUAUUUGUGUCCAGCUUGGAAUCGGAUUGCACAUUGGGUAGAGGAUUAAGUUAAUAAAGAUUGUUGCAAGCAAACAA